Molecule: messenger RNA, 1992 nt
Organism: Drosophila innubila
Lineage: Eukaryota; Metazoa; Arthropoda; Insecta; Diptera; Drosophilidae
Product: E3 ubiquitin-protein ligase TM129
Exons: 2
Coding region: 426-1616 (396 amino acids)
Biological process (GO): protein ubiquitination
Cellular component (GO): membrane; endoplasmic reticulum
Molecular function (GO): ubiquitin protein ligase activity
Source: RefSeq, a predicted model, not a curated record
AAUAUUGUAUGCUGCUUGUGUCUUGCGUUUCCAAUUCACGGUACCAUAAAGAUGGCCAAAACGUAUCAAAAGAGUUUGCAAGAUGAGCAGGAAUUUAAGGAUGGUGUGGAAAAACUUGAGCAACUUGAGAAACAUACGAAAAGUGUGAUGGCGGGCAAUCAACUUGAAAUUAAGAAAUAUAUCGCCUAAUCAAAAAGUGCUUUACGAUAGCAGCACUGUGUGAUCGAUAGCUCGAGCAACAUAUGAAACUCGUUUUGGCGCGCAAGCAAAUCGAAAACACAAAAAAAUAUUGAUUAAUCGAUGAGUGCUGUGCUGUUGCAGCACUGCGUACUCGACACAUCAACAAAAGUUACGCAUCUCUAAUUCAGACCCUGAACUCAAAAUAUAUUUAGUUUUUGUUGAAUUUUUUCAAAAUUUUUCGCAAUAUGGACGAGUCGGAACUGCUCUUCAAUUUGUUCUACUUCCUGCUGUGCAUGUGCGUCAUUUAUCCGCCCGAGGAGUUCCAACGUCUGGGCUUCACAAUUGAGCAGAUGUUCUCGCGCUUUCUGGGAGAGGAAUAUCUUGAUUUCGUCGGAUACCACAUACGCCGCACAUCUCUCAAUCUGUUUGUCCAUAGCUGCCUGCCCGUUACAUAUUUUCUUAUACACAGGCUAAAGUUCUCGGUGUUUGCCACACAACAGCCGCUUGAGGACAAUGAAGUUGAUCCGGAUUUUCCAAUGCCACUGGAAGCGGUGGCCUUUAAAACGUUGACCUGGAAAAUGGCUCAACGUUUUAGUGUAUUGGCUGUGCUGGCUGUGCCGGCAUUGAUCUUCAACUGGCAUCAGCACAACUGGCGCAGACAUCCCAUAAACAAAACACUUGCCAAAUACUCAAAUACACCGGAUAGCUACAGCGCCGUAUCCAGUGACAUUGGCACCGAGUUCCGUCGCCAGGACGUCUACAAACGGAAACUGAACUCAAUUAGCACAGUGAUUGCCACUGAAAACUGGAUAAUCAAAACAACCAUGUACAAUGUUAACUUUGCUCAUCAAGCCAACACAGCGCUCAGCGUUGCCAAGGCGGAAACUUAUAAUAUAUCUCAGCAUGAUCAAAAUGAUACCUUGCAAAUGAUCAGCAUUAUUGUGCGUCCGAUGCGUCAAGGCGUCUCCGAUUUUCAUAUUCGCAUCAAUGCAUUGGAGUUCCGGAGUUUGGAAGAUCGCGUAAGGCGACCUAUCGCAAUACCCUCAAACAUACAAUUUCAUCGCAGUGUCAUCGAUCGUUUCGUUGAUGUGUUCAAGGCGCAGGUGACGCUUAAUCCCAUCUUCAAUUCGGAGCCAAUUACGGACAAGUGUUUUGCCUGCAUGUUAGCCGAGCCCAAUAUCAAAAUAAACAAGCAAUGUGCCGAUAUGAAUCGAGCUGGAGCACCGCUAACAGAUGAGGCAUGUUGCUCCAAUUGUUACUGUCGUCCAAUGUGGUGUGUGGAGUGUUUGGCACGUUGGUUUGCCGCCCGCCAAAGCGAUGUAGAUCGCGAGGUUUGGCUGGAACAGAAAUGCACCUGUCCCAUGUGUCGUGCCAAGUUCUGUGUCCUUGAUGUUAGCUAUAUAAGGGCGCCUGUGGCAACGAAUGAAGCCUCAUGAUUUAAACAAUUCAACAAUUCAUUUAAGCCUUAUGCUUUAUUGUUAAGAUUUACAAAAUUAAAUUUCUGUUCUAAGGUUAAGACAAAUAUACAUGUGUAUAUAGGUUUAUAAGUAGUAAGUAUAGUUAAAGAUAUGCGUUUGCAAUUUAGUGCAAUUAUCACGUUUUAAUACUUGUACAAUCUAAGCAAGAAAGAGAUAAUAAUGUUCAUAACUUUACUUUAUAUAUGUAAGUACAAUCGAUCUAUAAUAUAUAUAUAUAUAUAUAUAUGUAUAUUUAUUUAUGUAUAUAUGUAUGUAUAUCUAGAGAGUGCCUAAGUAGCCCAUAAUCUGUUUUAUUCUCUAUUUAAACUAAAUAGCAGCAACAAAGCACAAAAAA